Messenger RNA from Peromyscus maniculatus bairdii (prairie deer mouse), 2505 nucleotides. The record is from RefSeq and is a predicted model, not a curated record. NCBI's taxonomy places the organism in Eukaryota, Metazoa, Chordata, Mammalia, Rodentia, Cricetidae.
AUGUCUACCAAAACCACCAUCAGGAGUCAAAACAGUCACCGAGGCUUCAGUGCCGGCUCAGCCAGAGUCCCUGGGUUCAACCGCUCUGGUUUCAGCAGUGUGUCUGUGUGCCGCUCCCGAGGCAGUGGUGGCUCCGGGGCCAUGUGUGGAGGAGCUGGCUUUGGCAGCAGGAGUCUCUAUGGUGUGGGGAGCUCCAAGAGGAUCUCCAUCGGAGGAGGCAGCUGUGGCAUUGGGGGAGGCUAUGGUAGCCAAGUUGGAGGAGGAGUCGGCUCUGCCAUUAUCUUCGGUGGUAAAGCUGGGUUUGGUGGUGGCUGUGGGAGCUCUGGAUUGCCUGUGUGGCCCCCUGAAGACAUUCAAGAGGUCACCAUCAACCAGAGCCUCCUCACCCCUCUGAACCUGCAAAUCGACCCCACCAUCCAGAGGGUGAGGACUGAGGAGCGUGAGCAGAUCAAGACCCUCAACAACAAGUUUGCCUCCUUCAUCGACAAGGUGAAGUUCCUAGAGCAACAGAACAAGGUCCUGGAUACCAAGUGGACCCUGCUGCAGGAGCAGGGCACCAAGACUGUGAGGCACAACAUUGAGGAGUUGUUUGAGCAGUACAUCAGCACCCUCAGGAGGGAACAGGAAAGCAUCAAUGGGGACAGGGGCCGCCUGGACUCAGAGCUGAGGAGCAUGCAGGAUACAGCGGAGGACUACAAGAACAAAUACGAAGAUGAAAUCAACAAGCGCACAGCAGCAGAGAAUGAAUUCGUGACCCUGAAGAAGGAAGUAGAAGCUGUCUCCAUGAAUAAGACUGAACUGCAAGCCAAGACAGACAGUCUGACAGAUGAGAUCAACUUCCGGAGAGAUCUCUAUGAUGCAGAACUGUCUCAGAUGCAAACUCGCAUCUCAGACACCUCUGUGGUCCUCUCCAUGGACAACAACCGUAGCCUGGACCUGGACAGCAUCAUUGCUGAGGUCAAGGCCCAAUACGAGGAGAUUGCUCAGAGGAGCCAGGCAGAGGCUGAGUCUUGGUACCAGACAAAAUAUGAGGAGCUGAAGGUCACAGGGCGCAGACACGGGGAUGACCUGCGCAACACCAAGCAGGAGAUCACCGAAUUGGACCGCAAGAUCCAGAGGCUGAGAACUGAGAUCAACAACGCCAAGGAGCAGUGUGCCAAACUGCAGGCUACAAUUCUUGAGGCUGAAUUGCGCAGGGAGAUGGCCCUCAAGGAUGCCAGGGGCAAGCUGCAGGGGCUAGAGGAUGCCACACAGAAGGCCAAACAGGACAAGGUCAGGAUGGUGAAGGGGUACCAGGAGCUCAUGAAUGUCAAAAUGUCCCUUGAUAUGGAGAUCGGCACCUACAGGAAGCUGCUGGAAGGAGAGGAGUUCAGGCUGAAUGGUGAAGGCGUUGGCCCAGUCAACAUCUCUGUGGUGCAGUCCACCAUGUCCAGCGGCUAUGGCAGCGCAGGUGGUGCCAGCAGCAGCCUGGGCCUGGGAGGAGGCAGCAGCUACUCCUACAGCAGCAGCCUGGGCCUGGGAGGUGGCUUCAGUUCUGGCAGUGGCAGAGGCAUCAGCGGUGGCCUCAGCUCCUCUGGUGGCAGCUCCUCCACCAUCAAGUACACCAGCACCUCCUCCAGCAGGAAGAGCUACAGGCACUGAAGUCCCUGCCACCAGAACUGGUCCCUGACCCCAGACCCCCUGGCUGCAGAGCCCUGUGCUCAGGGGCUGGCCCUGCACUGGCCUUCCCCUGUCCUCUCUAGUUGGGGCUGAGAAGAUCACGUGCCUUCAUUAUUUCUCGGUUUAUCCUUCUCUCCAGUGUCCAACUUCAGAACAUCAGCAGCCAUUGUCACACCAUUGGCUCCCAUCUAUAUCAGUCUGACUUAAUCUGAGAAUGGUUCAUUACAUGCCCUGGAGGAAUGGAAACUGGCCUCUGAAAUGGGGAGUCCUCCCUGAGAAGCCUAGCUAUCCUGCUCUUCCAGGCUGUCUUCAACAGGUCCCCGUCUGACAGGCAACUAUCUUGCCCUUCCCUUUCGGUGACCCUGGAUGCUCUGAGACACACCCUGACAGACAGAGCCUGUCUCUAUAGUCUUCUCUCAUCUUUUUUGUUUCAAAGUGUUCUGCUACAUCAAACAGAAAUACAAUGUUAACUUUCUUGCUCUGCAUUGGUUCAUGUGGGAUCUUCUACAUCCCGCAUAUUUUUCAUUGUCUUUGGGCUUUGGGUAACCAGUCUCCUCCCUUUGCUGGCCCCAUGCUCUCUUCCUAAACUUAUCAGACAACUUCAUUUGAUGCCGUAGGAAUUCUCUAGGAACAUGGACAGCAUUAACUUAGCCCUCUGCACUUUGUGUUUUUCUUUAGUGUACAUCAGGACAGAAAGGAAAACUGUAUACUAAAAACUAGUUCAGUGCAGUUUAUUUUCUUCUUUUUAACUCCACCUUUAGGUGGUUUGGUCUCUGCAGUGUCUGGGGCUCCCUUGGAGUCUCCCCACCUCAGGGCACUGGUCCUCCAGGGCAGAGGCAGUUGGGA